This is a messenger RNA of Porites lobata, 1253 nucleotides long. Lineage: Eukaryota; Metazoa; Cnidaria; Anthozoa; Scleractinia; Poritidae. The record is from the annotation of a GenBank genome assembly.
AUGGAUCUGAUUCCCCAACAUUGUUCAAACGGUAAUGGCAAUGGUAAUGGCAGCGGUAAUGGCAAUGGUAAUGGCAUCGGUUAUGGCAAUGGUAAUGGCAACGGUUAUGGAAGUGGUAAUGGCAACGGUCAUGGCAACAGUAAUGGCAAUGGUAAUAGCAAUGGUUAUGGCAAUGGUAAUGGAAAUGGUGGAAUGGCAAUGGUAAUGGUAAUGGUAAUGGCAAUGGUAAUGAUAAUGGUAAUGGCAAUGGUAAUGGCAAUGGUAAUGGAAAUGGUGGUAAUGGCAAUGGUAAUGGCAAUGGUUAUGGCAAUGGUAAUGGCAAUGGCAAUGGUUAUGGCAAUGGUAGUGGCAAUGGUAAUGGAAAUGGUGGUAAUGGCAAUGGCAAUGGCAACGGUAAUGGCAAUGGUGAUGGCAACGGUAAUGGCAAUGGUAAUGGUAAUGGCAAUGGCGGCAAUGGCUACGGCAAUAAUAAGGAUCCCAAAAGUUUGACUUUAAAAUGUUACUACAGUUACGAGGGUUCCCUCACUACGCCUCCUUGCUUUGAAACAGUACACUGGAUAGUUGUUAAAGACUACCUUCUUGCCUCUACCAGCCAGGUAUGUAAUGCUCACUAACUUGAAUAACUUAGCUUUACAACUGAGAGGAUAUGACACUCUACAAGUAUACUAGAGUGAUUAUACUUGAACCGUGUAAAAGGUAGUAGAAUGCUACGCACUAUUUUGCACUAUCUCUUUUGUCUUCUUUCGUUUACCUCUGGCUUUCUUGCAUUAUUUGUUCGUAUCCGUUUCAUGGUUCAAGUAAAAUCACUUUAAGAUACGGAAUCUGGUUAAGACCGGUCAGUGUCACAAUAGCGAUGACCGGAGCCAAUUCUAGGCAUGUAUUGCGUUAGCUACUAUGCAGACCAUUACAGGAUACAUUGAAAUUAUUGCCAAUGCACUACCAAAAACUGGGUUUAAAAGAGUCUAUGAUGCAUCGUACGUUAAAUUUUCUUAUCACACCGGCGUCUUUACUUUUAAGUUGCGUAGCUAUAGACAUCGAUAAUGUUAGUUCAAAUUGUGCUAGAAACCAUUAACUUAAACCAGAUGACGGGACGUACGUUUCCUUACUUGAUAUAUUUUUCGGUGUUUCAGCUUAACAAGUUCAGGAAACGUAAGGGUGAACAUGGUAGAAAGCCUCCACUCAUGAGCGACAACUACAGACCAAUCCAACCACUGAAUGACCGCACUGUUUACUCCGUCACAAAUAACGAUUAG